Danio rerio (zebrafish) is the source of this 3120-nucleotide messenger RNA. NCBI's taxonomy places the organism in Eukaryota, Metazoa, Chordata, Actinopteri, Cypriniformes, Danionidae. The record is from RefSeq and is a predicted model, not a curated record.
ACUUUGAAUGAGGCAGUGUUCUUUACCGCCGAGCCGUACAGUGUCGCUGUCCAACAAUCCUCGCACUUCUCCCGUGCAGAAAAGCGCCAAACCGCUCUUUAACCCACCCUAGCAACGACUGACAGACGCUAUGGCAACCAGUACAGAGGGAAUCUCUUCUGACAAGUACAGUAACGUUAGCUAAACAAUGUAUUUUCAUUACAAAAGUAACAGUGUGUGUUACAGCUGACUCACUUAUUGUUGUAAACGGACCCUAGUUAACAGCGACUGAAGCGUUAGUAGAAGAAAAGAAAAGCGACAAGAACAGCUGCUGUUCACUCAAAUGAAUGAACCUGGGUCUCUCGGGUAAUUUAGCGCUUAACAGUUUUAUUAGUCCAGCAUCUGAUCUGAAUUAAUUACCGUUAACACGAGCUUCACAUUGGCCGUGGGAAUGAUUUAACAGCCCGUGAAGCUUUAAGGCGUUCCGGGGAUGUUUGCCAGGAUCAUUAACGCUCAGUGACCGACAGAAAGCUUCCCUGGUAGAUUGAUAGUAACGUAAGUUAUUGAGGAAAACCUCUGAUGUCUGAGUGGAGAAGCGCUUUCCAGAGGAACCGCGUGAUUCCGCCGCACAGUCAGACUGCUCGACAAGCGCCAGGAUCUGCUCAGGGUCUGCAGCUGCUCUUCAAACACCUCGAUGGACUUCACGUGACACAGUCUGAGUCUCCGCCAUCACUUCAGUAUCAGCUGCGGGUGACCUUGUUUGACUCAGGUCACCAGCACUUCUUCGGGCGCACAUGGAAGAGCGGCUCACACUCUGUCAGUGGCUCACCGGGUCAGAGCUAUCGAGUGCUCUUCAAUGAGGUUGUGUACUUUCACACUUCCCUGUGUUUGAGCUCAGUGAUGGCAGUGGUAGAGCUGGUGUCUCUGUCUACCCGGGCAGACGGUACCCAGGAAGCAGUGGGGUCAGGUUUUGGACUCCUCCAGCUCUUCACAGGUCACGCAGAGUCCAGCGUCUCUCAGGGGGAGGACAGGCUGAAUCUGUUCCAUGGGACCCCCAGAGCUCUCCUGCACCCAACACUGAAAGACCCUCUGCAGUUGAAUGCCAUGUUGUCUGUGAUGGAGGGCACUCAGCUGAUCUACUCCAUACAGCCACAUCUAGCUCUCACUACUAUCAUGCACCUUCUCCCACCCAAUGUUCUAGUGUCUGGACAUGAGAAAAUCCCUGGUGUGGUGUCACCAACGGACACAGAUACAGCAGAUGCGCUGCGGAAGCCUCGUCUGCUGAAGAGCUUCUCGUGUGUGUUGGAGGGCCUACGUGUGACACUCUUCCCCUCCGUGGAGGUCUUUGAAUCUGACCUGCUCCAGCUGCUCAACAGAGACUGCCAGAAUACAAAUAGGGGUGCAGAAGGAAGGUCAGUUGUGGUGCAGGAGCGCAGGCUGCUGGUUGGGGUUCAUAAUGGCUGGGGUUGGGUGGAGAAGCCUCAAGUUUUGGUGCUGGAACGUGAUUCUGGAGGAACUGAAGCAGCCAAGGCUCGUGGAUCCAGCUUCAGGCAGACCUCCACAGACAAACUCAGCAGUGAUGGACUGUCUCUUCGUGGCGGUGUGCAGCUGAAGCUGAUGAGGGACGUGGAUUUCAGCAUUGUCUUCCAGCUCCAGUAUGUUUUCUCAUGUCCACUGGCUGUUGAUGGGCAGCUGACAUCCACAGCUGUGCCCAGAGCAGCGUUUAUGCAGUGUGUGCGCUGGUGUGCCUGGAGUCUGUUUUGGGAUCCUGAGGGUCCCGGAGAAAACGUGUGCCUCAACCUGCAGGGCGACUCUUUCCCGAACCCUUGGGCUGUCAUGGUCUACACCACAAGCACACAGCAGACAAAUUCUGGGAAAUGUGUCAUCAAAUUGAAGUUUUCAUCUAGUGCAGAAGGAGUUUCUAGCAGCGCGGCAUUGAAAGUGAGCCACCAAGAAACAUCAGCACCUAAGAAGUUACUUUCAGCUUCCCAAGGUGAGUCUGGGUUUAUUGUUGCUUUCCUGUGCAGAAGUGGUGGUAUACACAUCGGUUUCCACACCAGAGACCCGGGUUCAAGACCCGGUCGUGACAGAAACACCGAGUCAGACAUGGACCCAGAGGCACUCAGUACCAAAGAACUGUUGGCAGUGAUUGGCAGUCAUGAAGCUUCGUUCCAGCGUCAUGAAGAGGUUCUCUGUCGUCAAGAGGAGGUGAUGACAAAACACUCAGAGCUCCUUGCUGAUGUCACAUCGUCCAUUCGGCAACUCUUUCAAAGCCUUCCUGGGGUUUCUUCUCCUGCUUCUCCUGCUGCACCACCCCUAAGUACCAACAGUCCUCCCAUAGCUCCAGUAGCUGCUGCAGAGCCCAGACUUCCACCCCCCAAGCCAUUCUCUGGAGAUCCUAGUUCCUGUCAGGGAUUUCUCACCCAGUGCUCUCUCACUUUUGAGCUUCAGCCCUCAAGUUUUCCCACUGACCGCUCAAAGAUCGCUUAUAUUAUCACCCUUCUGACUGACAAGGCAUUGUCUUGGGCCUCUGCGGCAUGGGAGUCCCAGCCUAGUUAUUGCCAGUCAUACACAGCCUUUGAGAAGGAAUUCAAGAAGGUGUUCAAUCACCCAGUUAGUGGACAGGAGGCUUCCAAACGUCUCCUUACUCUCCGUCAAGGUCCUCGCAGCGCUGCAGACUUCGCCAUUGAAUUUCGAACUAUUGCAGCAGGUAGUGGAUGGAAUGACGAGGCCUUAAGAGUCUGCUUUCUGGGCGGAUUAGCUGAAUCCAUUCAAGAUGAGAUGGCCACCCGGGAACCAGCCAAAGACCUAGAAUCCCUUAUUGAUAUGGCCAUUCGCCUUGAUAUUCGCUUGAGAGAACGGAGAAUGACUCGAGGCAGAGCAUCCCAUUCCCAAACUCCUGUUCACAAACCUGCAUCUCCAGUUCAUGCGCCACCAGUCAGACUUCUCCCAGUCAAUGAACAAGCUCCCGAGCCUCCAGAAGAUAUGCAGCUAGGUCGUUCCAGACUCUCUCCCAGUGAAAGGGACAGACGGAUGAGGGAGCGACGAUGCCUUUACUGUGGUAUGUCUGGUCAUUUUCGAUCCACUUGUCCAGAACUAUCGGGAAACGAGGGUCCCCACCGAGUUACAGGAGGACUGUGA